Molecule: messenger RNA, 3690 nt
Organism: Mycosarcoma maydis (corn smut)
Lineage: Eukaryota; Fungi; Basidiomycota; Ustilaginomycetes; Ustilaginales
Product: putative splicing factor 3b subunit 1
Exons: 1
Coding region: 1-3690 (1229 amino acids)
Biological process (GO): spliceosomal complex assembly
Cellular component (GO): U2-type prespliceosome; catalytic step 2 spliceosome; U2 snRNP
Molecular function (GO): mRNA binding
Source: RefSeq, a predicted model, not a curated record
AUGACGGAAGAGGUGGACGAAAUCCGUAGGCUGCAAGAGGCUCGCAGCGCCAGUGCGCUCAAGAACACGCUUGCAGUGGGCAAGCUCGGCAUCUACGACCAGGACAUUUACGGAUCAGGCAAGCGCAGCAGCGACUAUGUUCGGGAGCUACCGAUGGACAUGGGCAAUACCGAUAGCGGAUCUGACAAUGACGAUGACACAUCCAGUGGAAGAAGGUCCAAUCCACUCGAUGUAUACUCAGCCCCACACCAUCUCUUGCACGAAUUUGUAGACGAGGAUCACGAUCCACUGAAAGCCCGAGCUGAGUCAAGGCAGAUCGCUGCACGUCAGAGCGACUAUCACCUCCGAAGAUUCAACCGAGAGCUUGGCGAUGGAAAGGCGGUAGAUGCCUUUGCUGAAGAUGACCAAGCCAACGGAGGCGAUGAUCAAGAGAGUUACAAGGACCGCAUGAGGAGGGCAGCACUAGAACGAGAGACGAGGCAAGUAACGCGCCUGAUCGAAAUCAAGGAGAAGGAGGCGAAGGAAAAGGAAGCAGAAAGGUCACAGGAGACGGAUGAAUGGGAUGUAAAGCCUUCUCCUUCGACAGCCAAGCCGGAAGGUGACCGCACACCUAAACAGAAACGAAAAAGAAGAUGGGAUGUUGCAGCUCCUGCAGAGACUUCGGAAGCUGACACAGAGACCAAAGGACAAACUUCACAAGCGUCUUCCUCCGAGCAAGCGCCGCGCAAAAGACGAUCACGAUGGGACGAGGCUCCCGUCGAGGCCAAUGACACUGCCAGCAUCUUAACACCAGAGGCAGCCAACCCUAUAGCUAAGCGAUCUCGCUGGGAUCAGGCGCCCAUCGAGGAAGAUGGGAGCAAUGGCAUCGGUAAAGUACAGUCGUCGUCGUCCAGCAUAAGUCAUGCAGUCUCGAUCGCUGUCGAUCCUCGCAACCGAUACAUGUCUGACGAGGAGCUAGACUCCAUCCUCCCCUCUGAGGGCUAUAAGGUGGUUCAACCACCGCCCGACUACGCCCCUACACGCACGCCAGCUGCCAAUCUCAUCACGGUUCCGUCGCUGGAGACCGGUGGGUUCAUGAUGCAGGACGAGGGUGCUACUCGUGCUGUGCUUGAAGAGAUGAUUCCCGAGCUUCCCACCGACAUUCCCGGCGUCGGUCAGCUGGCCUUCUUCAAGACUGAGGAUCAAGCCUUCUUCAAGAAGAUCCUCAAUGAACAAGAUGAGACGAAGCUCAGCCUGGACGAGCAAAAGGAGCGCAAGAUCAUGCGCUUAUUGCUCAAGAUCAAGAACGGCACGCCUGCAACUCGAAAGACAGCGCUUCGUCAAAUCACCGAUCGUGCUCGCGACUUUGGACCCGGACCUCUUUUUGACAAGAUCCUUCCGCUGUUGAUGGAGCGCACUCUUGAGGAUCAAGAGCGUCACUUGCUGGUCAAAGUCAUCGAUCGUAUUUUGUACAAACUCGACGACCUGGUGCGCCCAUAUGUAGGACGCAUCCUUGUCGUCAUCGAGCCGCUUCUUAUCGACGAAGACUACUAUGCAAGAGUCGAAGGUCGCGAAAUCAUCAGCAACCUCUCAAAGGCAGCCGGACUGGCUCACAUGAUCAGCACCAUGCGUCCUGACAUCGAUCAUGUCGACGAGUACGUGCGCAACACCACAGCACGAGCCUUCUCAGUCGUUGCAUCCGCACUUGGUAUUCCUGCUCUGCUGCCCUUCCUCAAAGCCGUAUGUCGAUCAAAGAAGAGUUGGCAAGCUCGACACACAGGCAUUCGCAUCGUGCAGCAGAUCGCCAUCAUGAUGGGAUGCGCCAUCCUGCCGCACCUCAAGAGCCUCGUCGAUUGCGUCGAGAAGGGACUUGAGGACGAGCAACAAAAGGUUAAGACAAUGACCGCUCUUUCAUUGGCCGCGCUUGCCGAGGCAGCUGCACCGUACGGCAUCGAAAGCUUCGAAAACGUUCUCAAGCCGCUUUGGAUUGGAAUUCGACAGCACCGUGGCAAGGGUCUUGCCGCAUUCCUCAAGGCCAUCGGCUUCAUCAUCCCGCUUAUGGACUCGGAUAGCACGCUCUACUUUGUCAAGGAAGUGACGCCUACCCUCAUCCGAGAGUUCCAGAGUGCAGACGAAGAGAUGAAAAAGAUCGUUCUUAAGGUGGUCAAGCAGUGCGCGGCUACAGACGGCGUCACCGGAGCAUUCUUGCGCGAUGAAAUGCUUCCGGAGUACUUUAAGAAUUUCUGGGUGCGCAGAUUGGCGCUCGACCGCCGAAACUACAAGCAGGUAGUAGAGACCACUGUUGAACUAGCCAACAAGGUUGGUGUCGCCGAGGUUGUAUCUCGCAUCGUUAACGAGCUCAAGGACGAGAGCGAGCCGUUCCGCAAGAUGGUAAUGGAGACGAUUCAACAAGUUGUUUCCAAUUUGGGCGCCGCCGAUAUUGACGAACGUCUCGAGGUUCAGCUCAUCGACGGCCUCAUCUACGCUUUCCAGGAACAGACCGUCGAAGAUCAUGUGAUGCUUGAAGGCGUAGGCACCGUCGUCAACGCACUCGGCAUGCGGGUCAAGCCAUAUCUCACGCAAAUCGUCUCGACCAUCCUUUGGCGUCUCAACAAUAAGAACGCUAAAACGCGCCAGCAAGCGGCAGACCUGACUACAAAGCUGGCGCUCGUCAUAAAACAGUGCGGCGAAGAAGCUCUCCUCGCAAAACUCGGUGUCGUCCUGUUUGAGCAGCUUGGCGAAGAGUUUCCCGAGGCCCUCGCGUCAAUCAUCAGUGCCGAGACAGCUAUUGCCAACGUAGUUGGCAUGGCGCAGAUGAAUCCGCCAAUCAAGGACUUGCUGCCUCGCAUGACUCCCAUCUUACGCAACCGACAUGAAAAGGUGCAGGAGGCCAGCAUCAACCUCAUUGGCAGGAUCGCAGACAAAGGUGCCGACUCGGUCAAUCCACGCGAGUGGAUGCGCAUCUGUUUUGAGCUGCUAGACCUGCUCAAGGCACACAAGAAAGCCAUCCGUAGAGCGGCAGUCAACAGCUUUGGAUAUAUUGCGCGGGCCAUCGGGCCUUCAGAUGUUCUGCAAGUGCUCUUGACUAAUCUGCGAGUCCAGGAGCGACAAUCGCGUGUAUGCUCGACCGUCGCAAUCGCCAUCGUGGCCGAGACAUGCGGUCCAUUCACCACGAUCCCCGCCAUCCUCAACGAAUACCGCACUCCAGAACUCAACGUUCGUAACGGGUGCCUCAAGGCGCUCAGCUGGGUGUUCGAGUACAUUGGUGAAAUGAGCAAGGACUACGUAUACUCGGUGAUUAGCUGCCUCGAUGACGCACUGACGGAUCGUGAUCACGUUCAUCGACAGACAGCAGCCAGCAUCGUCCAUCAUCUGGCGCUCGGUACGUUUGGACUCGGUCAUGAAGAAAGCAUGCAGCAUCUGCUCAACCUCAUAUGGCCCAAUAUUUUUGAGACGAGCCCACACGUGCUUGGCUCGGUGAUGGCGGCGAUCGAGAGUCUCGAAGUAGCCCUAGGACCUGGCGUGCUCCUCAAUCACACACUGCAAGGACUCUUUCAUCCAGCGCGGAAGGUGCGAGAGAUCUAUGUUCGCUUGUACAACUCGACCUAUCUCCGCUCUCAGGACGCCAUGGUGGCAUAUUAUCCCGACUUUUCAGAGUUCUCGGAUGAGCGAAACGAUUUUCGAAGACACGAACUCUAUACUUUGUUGUGA